GAAACCUGGUUAAUGUCUUUGAUCUUGAGGGAAAAACAAACUAGCACGUAAAUGGCCAUUAUCAUAGACGCUUUGACUAUCGACAGAUCUCUGUUUAGACAGGGAAGAUGCGUAUUUCCGGGUGUCAGUAAGUUUUGUUUUUUUAUGUAGCAAGGUGACGUCAAUAUUUCCCGACGGCAGAGACAGCUGAUGCAAAACGUACACCUGCUUGUCGGCUACAUGAUUUCAGCUACUCUAUUAUAGUUAUAUAGAAAACGUAUCCUUGUUGAAAUACUGAAAGUAAACAUGUUGCUGCAUGGCAGACUAUCAGAAUUGUGUAUUUUUCUACAGGCUAUGUUUGUUUUAGCGUGCUGUUUUAGCGAUAUAGAAUCGGGGCCUAUCGCGACGAGUGGAUCUGCUCAACCAAACGGGGAUCGUUUCAAACUCGAGGGUCGGGCAAUCGUUCCUGGAGUGAAAACACAAGACUGGAUUUCAUCAGCCCGAGUCACGGUAGAGGGAGAAGAGUAUAUAGGCUUUAUGAGAACUGAUGGCAGCUUUGUCGUCAAUGAUGUUCCCUCGGGAUCUUACGUUGUGGAAGUGAUCUCACCUGGAUACAAAUUUGAAGCAGUCCGUGUGGACAUCACGUCUAAAGGAAAAAUGAGGGCCCGCCUGGUGAACUUCAUCAAGACGUCUGAGGUGAUCCGCCAGCCGUACCCGCUCCAGCUGAGGUCCUCUGGGCCACACACCUACUUCAUGAAGAGAGAGACCUGGGGGUGGACUGACUUCCUCAUGAAUCCCAUGGUCCUGAUGAUGGUCCUUCCUCUGCUCAUUAUCGUCCUGCUCCCUAAGGUUGUCAACACCAACGACCCUGAGAUGAGAAAGGAAAUGGAGCAGUCAAUGAACAUGCUGAACCCCAACCCUGAGCUACCUGACGUGUCUGAGUUCAUGACCAAGCUGUUCUCCGGCUCCAAGAGCUCCAGCAGCAAGGCUGUAGGUGGCAGCAAGGCUAGUGGCCGCCCAGCAGUCAAGAGGAGGUAGUACCAGAACAUUACAUGUACCCCCGGGGCCUGAGGAACCACUCUAACUAGUCAUGCCAUGGAAAUAAUACAAUUUUUAAAGAGAUUUUUCAUUUGUCUGUUGUACAGUUGUUUUUUGAGAGGGGUCUUUUCAUUUUGGUCUGAAAUACAAGUCUGGCUGUCUGAUAGUAAGUGGAAUGACUGAGGAUAUGAGAAGGCUUGAGGUUUAAUUAGAAUUUUUUUUUGCACUGCACUGUUGAAACCCAUUUUACUCUUCAUUUGAUGUUUUGCAUUGUACCUGUGAGUGACGUUGUUGUGCCUGCUUGGUCCCUGCUUAAACUCCUUGUUUAACCCUUGUCUCCUUGGAUAGAUGGGAUAACUGUCUCUAACAACCCUUGGGUGUGUGUACUACUUUACUGCGGCAUCAUACAUAUAUGUCAAUUCUAAUUCUUCCACUACUUGAAUAUGAGAGUGCAUUAAUAUUCAGAGAUUUUAUUUUUUUGAGUUAGGGCCUAGGUCAUUGGUAUUCAACUCUGACCCUACGAGGUCCGUAGCCUGCUAGUUUUCGGUUCUACCUGGUAAUUCAUUGCACCCACCUGGUGUCCCAGGUCUAAAUCAGUCCCUGAUUAGAGGGAAAUAUAUAUUAUAAUUUUUUAAGCAGUGGAACUGGCUUCGGGGUCCAGAGUUGAAUAUGAGGGGUCCAAGUAAUACAACUGUGAAUGGACUGUAAAAUGGAUAUAAUUUUAAUUAUCAAGAAGAAAAAAGACUUAUUUAAAUACCAAGAUGAAAUAAAAUGGUAAUGGUGAAA
Messenger RNA from Salvelinus fontinalis (brook trout), 1803 nucleotides. Its product is annotated as ER membrane protein complex subunit 7-like. Bases 286 to 1017 code for a protein of 243 amino acids. The record is from RefSeq and is a predicted model, not a curated record. NCBI's taxonomy places the organism in Eukaryota, Metazoa, Chordata, Actinopteri, Salmoniformes, Salmonidae. Gene Ontology annotation, cellular component: EMC complex. Gene Ontology annotation, molecular function: carbohydrate binding. The transcript has 5 exons.